This is a messenger RNA of Cottoperca gobio, 1250 nucleotides long. Its product is annotated as cysteine-rich and transmembrane domain-containing protein 1-like. Lineage: Eukaryota; Metazoa; Chordata; Actinopteri; Perciformes; Bovichtidae. Bases 106 to 594 code for a protein of 162 amino acids. The transcript has 3 exons. The record is from RefSeq and is a predicted model, not a curated record. Gene Ontology annotation, cellular component: extracellular exosome.
AAGUCUGAAUCAUUUCUCACUGAAGACGUGAAUCUGUAGUUUAUUACAUAAACUAAUAUAAUUUAAUUUGAACUAUUUCUACUUUCCUGUCUCAGAUCCAUCCCGAUGAGUUAUGACCGCCCUCCUCCGUACUUUCCCUCCCACCCCGAAGGCCCCUCGGCCCCCGGCUUCGCUGCAGUGCUCAGCUCUCAGCCUGCAGCCUUCCCCGGACUUCCAUACCAGACCAUCGCUCAGACCUGCACAGCUGGGGGAGACCAGUCCUACUACCAGGGGCCGCCCUGCUGGACUCAGCCCGGGUACCAGGUGUACCACAGUGGACCCCCCCACCAGGGAGAGCACCCAAAACAAACAGGUAGCUCAAAGAAUUGGCUAACGGUCAAAUGUAACCUCUGGGGGCCGCGGCCGGUGUGUCGGGGGUUCUGGGGCAGCCCGCGGUGUCGGGGCCAUGACUUCCUUCGCAUUAAAACCUUCAGACGUGACCUUCCUCACAUUGAAACAACUCUAAUGAAGGAUUCACAUCCAGCUUUCUUCUUCUGCAGCUGUAACGUUUCUGACCAACCAGCUGCUGUCAGGAGUUCAUACUCUGUCCCGUAAAGUUAGAGGUACGUUAGGAUGUAAACACGACUACGUGAGACGUGAGGAUGAGUCGAGACGGCGUCUCCUCUUCAUGAACCCAUGUUUGCAUAUGAAGGCAGAUAAACAGUCUCUCCACACCUGCGUUCAGCCUGCUCUCAUGUGCAGGUGAGUUAGUCAUAGGCUUCGGGUUAGAACGUCUUCAUCUUGGUCUUCAGCCGUGUUUACUGAGGUAAUAAAUCAAGAGAGAAGUCAACUCAUUUCCUCGUAGACUUCUAUACAAUCUGAUGUCUUUUUACAGCCAGAGGAGCGCCCCCUGCUGGAUAUUAGAGAGAAUGCAGGUUUCGGGACCUUCAGCACCGGCUGCUUGGUCCUAACCUAACUCUGUCUCCCUCUCGCUCUCAGUGUUCGUGGUCGAGCAGACUCGUGACGGCGGCGCUAAAGAAUCUGUUGUGGCGGCGUGUUCUGCGGCUCUGUGCUGCUGCUGCCUCUGGAACAUCUUGACCUCUCACCACUGAGUCCCUUAUUUCCCAUCAUGCAGCGGGGCCACCAUAAUGACAAAUAAAAUCAAUUAAUAUGUUUUAAUUUAGAAUAUAAACCUUUUAUGUUAAUUUUAAGUUGAUUAAUUUGUUAUAUUUCUUUAUCCUGCACAUAAAUUAUAUUGAUAUUAAAUUAUU